AUGGGGGAUGGAGCACCUCCCCCCCAGCAGAAUACUAAGGAAGCCCAGCUGCUCUUUGUUGUCUGUGGGGAGCAUAGCUGUGUGCUGCCUCUGCUGCCUUACACCUCAAUCCUGAGGAACUUGGCAGUGGAUGAAGAAUGUCCACUUCUUCCUAUGUCAUCCCAUCCCAUCCUGCCCAAGCUGACAGACAUGGCAGGGCCUUGUACAGAGUCUGAAAAAACUGCCAUGAAAAACAAAAUAGACUGUCCUCCUGUUCCUCAAGAAGUGCUUAUAACACUGAAGGUCCAUGUAAGCGAUGCCACCACACAUCAGCCAGUAACCGAAGCCUUCAUUGAGAUUUUUACCAACCAGAUCUCCAUUGCAUCUGGAACCUCAGGAGCAGAUGGCACUGCCUUCCUCAAGUUUCAGUAUAAGUUGGGCAAUCAGCUGAUAGUGACUGCUAGUAAACAUGCAUAUGUGCCAAAUUCUGCACCAUGGAAACCUGUAAGAUUGCCUGUGUUCUCUUCACUGAGUCUCGGCCUUCUUCCUGAACGUUCAGCUACUCUAAUGGUCUAUGAUGAUGUAGUCCAGAUAGUCUCAGGAUUUCAAGGUGCACGGACUCAGCCACAAGUUCACUUUCAGAGAAGAUCUGUGAAAUUACCAGAGAACACUAGCUACAGUGAUUUGACAGCAUAUCUGACUGCAGCCAGUUCACCCUGGGAAGUGGACAGUUUUCCUUAUUUGCAGGGAUUAGAUGGAAAUGGAACAGGAAACAGCACUAGGUAUGACCUCACCCCCGUCACUGCAGUCAGUGUUCAUCUCCUCAACAGCGAUGGGACUCCAAUCGCCGUGAAUGGCCCCAUCUAUGUAACAGUGCCUCUGCCAACAAACAGCAACUUGAAGCACAAUGCACACGUUCCAGCAUGGAGGUUUGACCAAAAAUUUGGGACAUGGCUGAAGAGUAGUUUGGGCCUUGUACAACAAGAAGGAAAUCAGUUGACUUGGACUUAUAUUGCACCUCAGCUGGGCUACUGGGUUGCAGCUAUGUCACCUACUAUCCCAGGUCCCGUUGUAACACAUGACAUUACCAGCUAUCACACAAUGUUUCUUUUGGCAAUUUUGGGAGGGAUGGCUCUCAUACUUCUAGUCUUGCUGUGUCUGCUUUUGUAUUAUUGCAGAAGAAAAUGUUUAAGACCACGUCAGCAUCAUAAGAAAUUGCAACUUUCCACAGCACUGGACACUUCUAAGAAGGAUCAAGCAACCUCUAUGUCCCAUAUAAAUUUAAUAUUUUCACGUCGCGAGUCAGAAUUUCCUGGUGGUCUGUCCGUUGCAAGCAAUGGACAGCCUGAAAACUCAGGUGCAAAAGAAUUAAUCAGCGCUGUCCACAUGGAGAUGGUGUCACCUAGUGGAGAAGCAGAUAUGCAUACACCUAUGCUCAAACACUCAUUCAGUACUUCCCAGGAGUUUAGCUCCCGAGAGGAACUGCUCUCUGACAAGGAGAAAGACAAGAGCAGAAUUUCCUUGGAUGACCUGACUCCCAGCGGGUCUCUAAGAAAAGACUACCACAAAUCAGCAGAUAGUUUUCCUUUAAAGCCAAGAACAUCUACAGAAGCAGCUGAAGGCUAUGAGUCCCCUAUCAAAGAUGAGUAUAGGAGAAGUUACAAUGCUAUGCUGUCUCAGCCUUUAUUUGAAAAGCAAGAGAGAGAAAUUCAAGUAUCUAUGAACCAUAUUGCUACUGGAAGUAAAUACAAUAUUCAGGAACAAAUAUACCCCACACCUUCAGCCCCUGAAAAAGAGCUGCUGGACUGCAGACCUACUGAUUGUAUGAUGUCUCGUUCAGUUGAUCACCUUGAAAGACCUACAUCCUUCCCUCGACCAGGCCAGUUAAUCUGCUGCAAUUCUGUUGACCAAGUCAAUGACAGUGUUUACAGAAAAGUUUUGCCUGCUUUGGUCAUCCCAGGUCAUUACAUGAAAUUGCCAGGAGAACACCCUUUUGUUAGCCAGCCACUGGUUGUCCCAGCUGACCAGCAGAUUGAUAUAGAAAGACUUCAAGCUGAGCUCCCUAACCCUCAUGCACGGCUUUUUCCACACCCCCCACAACAGCUGCAACCCCAACAGUUAGCAUCCCAAGCAAUAUCUCAGCAACAUUUGCAAGAUGCAGGUGCAGCUGAGUGGAGUCAACAAAACGCUUCCAUGUCUGAAUCUAUUUCCAUUCCUGCCUCACUUAAUGAUGCGUCCUUGGCUCAAAUGAAUAGUGAAGUGCAGCUUCUUACAGAAAAGGCUUUGAUGGAAUUAGGAGGUGGAAAGCCAUUGCCUCAUCCUCGAGCAUGGUUUGUUUCUCUAGAUGGACGUUCAAAUGCUCAUGUUAGACAUUCAUACAUCGAUCUCCAAAGAGCUGGUAGGAAUGGGAGUAAUGAUGCCAGUUUGGACUCUGGUGUUGACAUGAAUGAACCAAAAUCUGCCCGAAAGGGAAGAGGAGAUCAUCUGUCUGCACCACAGAGUCACCCACCAGUGCAGGAGCACCAGCAGAGAGAGCGGAAGGUUUCCGAUAGCACAGCUUACACACAACUUGUGUACUUGGAUGAUAUGGACCAAAGUGGCAGCGAGUGUGGAACAGCAGUUUGUAGCCCUGAGGACAAUGCUCUACGAUGCCUACUAGAAGGCACUAGUAAGAGAAGUGGCGUGCAGCUGCCCAGCCUGCAGGAGGAAACAAGAACUGUGGAUACCAAACCAGAGCCAUUAACUAGUCCUGAACACAGAACAUCAGUUCAAGAUGAUGAGGAGGAUGAGGAAGAUGACCAAGGUGAAGAUAAGAAGAGUCCUUGGCAGAAACGAGAGGAAAGACCACUAAUGACUUUCAAUCUAAAGUGAGCUAUUGUGAAAAUCCACCAUUCAGUGGAGUAUAAAAUUGCCAAAUAUUCUUUCUGUGGAAGUGCUUGAUUUUUUUUCUUUUUUUUUUUUGUUGUUGAGAGAAAAGAGAAAAACAAACUGUAGUGAGCAACAUUUGAAAGAACUUAAAAGCAUUACUGUGUAAAUGUUAGAAAAGAAUUAAAAUCAUUCCUCUGAUUUAACAGCUGCCUCCAGUGAGAUAGCUGUACAAAGAGUGUGAUUGUUAUUCCAUAUACUUGAUAUUGGUCAUCCAGGAUGUUGAAAAUACUGACAAAUUGUUUUGGUUGGUUUAUGACCUCAAUCUCCUUAUGAAUGGGAGCUGGUAAAGCUUUUGUUUUGUAGGCCAAUUUUAUGUUGAUAAUGCUACUGAAAGUAUCUUAAAAACAAGCGUUUGACACUUGGUGUCCAAAAUUGUGCAUUAUCUCAAUGAAAGGCUAUGCAUUGCUGCUUUUAGUAAUAUUUUGCUUAUACUAUGCUUUUCUUAAUUUUACGAGUUGGUUGUAAACAUUUUAUGUCUUUUAUUAUAAACUACUCAGCAAUUUAUUUUAAUGUAAAACUGCAGGAAACUUGAGUAGCAUCCCUUAGCAUUGAAGCCUUUUUUACAGUAACAAUGAACAGACCCUUCUUUUGCUAACUCCUUUUAAUUAACCCCAUUUGGGAUUUUAUAAACUUCUGAACUUCUACCUUUUAUUUUAAGCUGCAUGCCAAGAGUCCCAUUUUGUGCUGAGCAUUUCUCAUUUCAGUACAGUGUAUUCUG
Molecule: messenger RNA, 3625 nt
Organism: Pterocles gutturalis (yellow-throated sandgrouse)
Lineage: Eukaryota; Metazoa; Chordata; Aves; Pterocliformes; Pteroclidae
Gene: FAM171A1
Product: family with sequence similarity 171, member A1
Exons: 12
Coding region: 1-2850 (949 amino acids)
Biological process (GO): regulation of cell shape; stress fiber assembly
Cellular component (GO): plasma membrane
Source: RefSeq, a predicted model, not a curated record